This is a messenger RNA of Arachis stenosperma, 945 nucleotides long. RefSeq lists its product as uncharacterized. Bases 1 to 945 code for a protein of 314 amino acids. The record is from RefSeq and is a predicted model, not a curated record. The transcript has a single exon. NCBI's taxonomy places the organism in Eukaryota, Viridiplantae, Streptophyta, Magnoliopsida, Fabales, Fabaceae.
AUGAGCCACUAUCGACACAAGAACUGCCUGCUAGAGGGGGGACCAUGGAAGGAUAUUUGCCAGCUACAAACUAGGAACCAACAUUUAAGGGAUAAGAUGGUUGCAGGCCUGUCCAUGGAGGUUGGUGACGGACGCCGGACUCGGUUUUGGGAGGAUGUCUGGUUGGUUGGGGGGUCUCUAAAGGAUCGUUUUCCGAGGCUCUUCUCUGUUUCAAAUCAAGUUGGAUCUGUUAUAGGGGAGUGUGGUUUUUGGGAUGGGUUUGAGUGGGUUUGGAGUUUCCAAUGGAGGAGAGAGCUCUUCCAAUGGGAGUUGGAACUUCUGAGUGCAUUGCAUGAGUCUUUGAGACCUGUGAAAUUAAUUAACAACAGAGAGGACAGAGUGGUAUGGAAAUAUGAUAGGCGAGGUAUUUUUACAACUAACUCAUUUGUGCAGGUGAUGCAGGAGGAGCUGAUCCCAGAGGAGGUAACUAGUUACAGCUUCACCCGGACUAUUUGGAAGGGGUUGGUUCCGCCUAGAGUGGAGCUGUUUGUUUGGUUUGUUCUAAUAGGAAGAGUGAAUACAAAGGACAGGUUGAGCCGGUUGGGAAUCAUCAGCCAGGACGAUAUUACUUGUGUUCUUUGUAACAACGAGGUGGAAGAUGUACGUCACUUGUUUCUAGGAUGUGUAUUUGCUUGGCAGGUGUGGAGCGCUUGGAUCUUAGCUUUUGGCCGACGCUGGACUUAUCCGGGAUCAAUGAAAGAACACUUCAUUAGUUGGACAGAGGAACCGAGGAGGUUGGAAGAGCGUAAUCACCGGUUGAGGUGCUUCUCCGCGAUCGUUUGGAACUUAUGGUUGGAAAGGAAUAGACGGGUUUUUCAGCAAACGAGCAAAGGAGUUGAAGAAAUUAUCAACAUGUCUUCAAAUAGUGCUAAAGAGUGGAGCGAUGGCGAUCCCUUUAGUUGUUGA